Molecule: messenger RNA, 568 nt
Organism: Dioscorea cayenensis subsp. rotundata (Guinea yam)
Lineage: Eukaryota; Viridiplantae; Streptophyta; Magnoliopsida; Dioscoreales; Dioscoreaceae
Exons: 4
Coding region: 1-444 (147 amino acids)
Source: RefSeq, a predicted model, not a curated record
AUGGAGAUCACUGGACGGGAAGGACUAAUGGCGUGGAGAGUUUUUAUUCUUGUUAGUAUUUAUAUCUGCGUUUCAAUUUUCUAUAUUAAUAUUCUUAAAUUCUUACCAGAUUUAUUAAUUGUAUAUGGUGCUUGCAGGAGUUUCAAUAAAUUGAUUUUGUUUCCAUACAAAAAUUGGGAUAACAGAAGAUAUUUUGCAGCUAAUAACCUAAAGAGAAAGGUAUUACAAAAGGGAUAUCUUUGCAGGUUUACCAGACAAGCUCAAACUCAAAGCUCAAUAUUCCAUGGAGAUUUUUUAGUUCAUGAGCACAAGCCAAAGGUGGCUAUUAUGGAACUUCAAAAAACAAGCGAUGCGCUUCUGAGAAAAGUGAAGGUAUGUCAGAAAGAUAGGAACUCUCGAAUUCGGGUGAGUUGCAGCUUGUGGCACCCUAAAACUUCUGUGUAGGAGAAACUAUGUAUCACACUAAAACUUCUAUAAAUGUUUGAACAUGCUUCAUGUUUAAUCUUUGCAAUGUUAUCAAUCUGUCUCAUAAUGCUCCUCAGCUGAAGCUUUUCCAUAGGUAUCUUGC